AUGCCCCCUUCCCCACACCACACAAUCAAACCCACCUUCCUAGGGAAGUAUCUGGCGGAAACGUUUGCGGAGAAGGGCUACAAGACCCACCUGGCAGACCGGAUCCCAUUCACAGAGAGCACAGCCGGGCACAUACAGCGAGCUCGAGCGAAAGAUCUGAUGGACAAGCUGGGGAAGUCGGUGACAGUGGGCGACACAUGUGGCAUAAGUAAGGGCUUCGGGGACGAGUUUAGCACAGUGACGAAUAUCAAUCGGCAGGUCAGCUGCAUCCAAUUUGUGCUGGACCAGAUGAUGGAAAGGCCGACGCUGCGGUUGGUAAUCGUGUCGUCUAUGGCGAUGGGCAUGAGUGUGGAGAGGGAUGCUGCUUCAAGUGGAUUGAUUGAGAUGUAUAGUGGUCUGGCAUUUGCCUACCACGAGGAGUACGGUAUCAAAAUCUCACUUGUCCAUACAACGGCCGAGUUAUUUGGCGCAUGGGAACACCCCCAAAUGCCUGUCAGUCAGUGGACUAAGGCGCUCGAACUACAGAGCGAUACGCUAUCUGAAGUGACAGGGCACGGGCUGAUGUAUGUCGGCGAUGCCGCGAAUGCGAUCCACUCGUGUAUGAUCCACUCGCGCGAUUGGGACGUGUGGGAGGUUCGUGCCGGGGCGCAUUCAUACACCGAUGUAUGGGAAACCCUAGCCAAGUACUAUCAAGGCAACCCCGAAAGUCGGGAGAAACUCCCGGCGGACCUGGCCCGAGAGAAACGGGACCGGGUCAAAUUUGGGGCCGUCAAGGACAGGGAGCGGGACUCGCUGGGCACGAAGUUGCACCUGCUGCCGCAUACUUAUGUCACCAAUGCGCAUUCGAGCAUGCUGAGUGGUGCUUCCCCACCGAG
Sphaeroforma arctica JP610 is the source of this 875-nucleotide messenger RNA. RefSeq lists its product as hypothetical. The record is from RefSeq and is a predicted model, not a curated record. The annotation marks the transcript as partial. NCBI's taxonomy places the organism in Eukaryota, Ichthyosporea, Ichthyophonida. The transcript has 5 exons.